AUGAAGGUAAAGCUGGCAACUCAAGUAUUGAGUCAUACGGUUCCUGCAGCAAUGUUGAUGUAUGUCAGCAUUGGCACACUGCCACCAUCAGCCACGGGAACAUCAGAGCUGCUCUCCAAGUUUGAUAAAGUAUUUGAUUGCUUGAACAGCAGCAGCUUUAAAGCAGGAAAAAUCUUGAAUAGACCCAUUACAAGCACAUCGUCACAUCUCCAGUUCAUGAAUGAAAUGAAUCCAUUCAUUGCGUCGAUCAAAGUGAUCAAUCCACAAAGUAAGAAAGAUGUUACGAACACCUUAAAAUGCCUACAACGACUACAAAUAACCUUAGAAGGAACUCUUGAACUGUGA
Paramuricea clavata is the source of this 345-nucleotide messenger RNA. The record is from the annotation of a GenBank genome assembly. NCBI's taxonomy places the organism in Eukaryota, Metazoa, Cnidaria, Anthozoa, Malacalcyonacea, Plexauridae.